Molecule: messenger RNA, 3270 nt
Organism: Salvelinus sp. IW2-2015
Lineage: Eukaryota; Metazoa; Chordata; Actinopteri; Salmoniformes; Salmonidae
Product: phosphatidylinositol-binding clathrin assembly protein-like
Biological process (GO): clathrin-dependent endocytosis; synaptic vesicle budding from presynaptic endocytic zone membrane; clathrin coat assembly
Cellular component (GO): synaptic vesicle; extrinsic component of presynaptic endocytic zone membrane; clathrin-coated pit
Molecular function (GO): SNARE binding; clathrin heavy chain binding; 1-phosphatidylinositol binding
Source: RefSeq, a predicted model, not a curated record
CUGAUUCAUAGGCGAUACUGCCAUUUUACACAUGAAGUUUAACUGAAAAAAUGAAUAAUCAGCUACCUAACAAAAAAACAUUUGUAAYAUGUAAGAACCAUUUGUAAAUGCCUUCAGAUUAAACCAUAGGAUAUGGAAAAACUCGGUGUCACUGCUACAAGACCUCGACACGAACACAGGGAAGCUCGAGAGAAAAUACACUAAUCAUAUGCUAUUUUGUAACGUCUUCAAAAUCAGUCUAGCAGCAAUCAUCUAACCAGCGCGAACGUUGUGUGAUCACCAACCGAGCAUUGGUAGGCUAACUAAUCAAUGAUUGCUGCUGUUCAUGUAGUAUACUGUACUGGCUGUACACUAACUGGCAUCAUCACCCUUAGAAAGCUUUUACGGGGAUACAUUCACGACCAUCCGAACGAAUCAUUAUCGGCUGAUUUCGGUGUGGUCCGUUUGGGAUAAGGUUUUUGGAUUUGUAUGUGGACCAUUGGAUUGCCAAUAAAAUAUAUGGUUUACUGACUGUAGCCGUCUAUUUUAUUUGGCUGCCGUAUGAAUUCUGCCAUCGGAUUCGCGUCAGUGUACGUUUUUUGUUUUCAGACGGGCAAUCUGUUUAGAGGGCACGCUCCCAAUCACCACUAAAGACAUUUUGAUUUCUAAUUCCCCGAUUACUUGCUUUUGGAACAUGUCUGGACAGUCWAUCACGGAUCGGAUCGCUGCGGCUCAGCACAGCAUGACAGGAUCCGCUAUAAGCAAAGCCGUCUGCAAGGCCACGACGCAUGAAGUCAGCGGACCCAAGAAGAAACACCUUGACUACCUGAUCCACUGCACCAACGAGCUGAACGUGAGUGUCCCCCACCUGGCUGACACGUUGUUUGAGAGGACGGCCAACAACAGCUGGGUGGUGGUGUUCAAAUCCCUCAUCACCACGCACCACCUCAUGAUGUACGGCAACGAGCGAUUAAUCCAGUACCUGGCGUCCAGAAACACACUUUUUAACCUGAGCAACUUCUUGGAUAAGGGGGCAUUACAAGGUUAUGACAUGUCAACGUUCAUCAGACGCUACAGCAGGUAUCUGAAUGAGAAGGCCCUGUCCUACAGACUGGUGGCUGUGGACUUCACCAAGAUGAAGAGAGGGGUUGAUGGUAUGAUGCGCACCAUGACCGUUGACAAGCUGAUCAAGACUCUACCUAUCAUUCAGAAUCAGCUGGAUGCUCUGCUGGACUUUCAGGCUAACUCUAAUGAAUUGACCAAUGGCGUCAUCAACAACGCCUUCUUGCUGCUCUUUAAAGACUCCAUCCGCCUCUUUGCUGCCUACAAUGAAGGAGUUAUCAACAUGCUGGAGAAAUAUUUUGACAUGAAGAAGAACCAAUGCAAAGACGCCCUGGAGAUCUAUAAGACGUUUCUGAACAGAAUGACCAAGCUGUCAGAGUUUCUCAAAGUUGCAGAGCAAGUUGGAAUUGAUCAGGGUGACAUCCCCGAUCUCACACAGGUCAGUGGUACAUUUCAUCUCAAUAUCUCUCAUGUGGCUCCAUUGUAAACGCUCUCAUUCCCUACUCACCCUACAGACUUCCACAAGCCCUUCCUCUCAUUCUGAUGCACCCCCCUCUCUCUGAGCUCUGGGGUACAGAGGGGGCUACUUUCAAAAUGGGUUCCAAAUAUGUGACCCUUUCUAAUUUUGAAGAUUGUGCAAAACAUACGUUUUAGUGAUAUAGCAGACGCUCUUAUCCAGAGUGACUUACAGUUAGUGCAUUCAUCUUCAGAUAGCUAGUUGGGACUACAACAUAUCACAGGCAUAGAAAGUACAUUUUACCUCAAUAAAGUAGCUGUCAGUAGAGCCAGAGCUACAAAGGGUCAAGUGCUGGUGAUUUUCUUGUUGUUGUUGCUUUACCUUGAUUUUAGUAUUUUUUUCUAGUUGAAUCACAGAAUCACAAAAUACAUUUAGUUUGAUUUUGAAAUGACACUGAAAAGUCAGGCAAAUUCAGCCUCUGUCCUAGCAGAUAUGGGCCUAUGGUGUUUGCCCAUAUAAGCCUUUUGUACAUCCCUUCAUGAUUUCUCAUGCAGUUUAACUUUGUGUUGCCUCAAAAUGAACACUAUUGUACCUAUUUUUCCUGAAAAGAUAUCCCAUCGAAAUAGCUGUGGGGAGAGCAGCGAAUGGUUUCUACCAAAUUGGUUUAUGCAAAUAUUUCUUGAAAAGUGUCCGUAAUGCCGUCCUAAGCAGUGCAUAACAGCUGAUGUGACGCUACAAACACUUGUUGAAGCUUUCUUCAAUGACACUCAUGGUGUUUCCCUCCACAUUGGGAAAAAUAAUCAUGAACAAAUGUUUCUGUCAACUGUUAUGUCAUGUUUGCAGUGCUUAUGAAGACCUUAUGUAUCCCUGUUCAACUAAAUAGUAACCCAUGUCUUUACUGAACUGUAGAUGGUUUUUUCUUUACUUUAAACUUUUAGAAUAUUCUAGCAUUCUCUGAAGAAGGAUAUCCAGAAUUCUAAUUAUUCAUGUUUCCCCCAAAUAAUUCUACAAGUUGCUGCAUGAGUUAAGAUUGUGUUCUGUAAUGAAAAGCAAGCCUCUGGUUGAAACAUGGGUAUGACAUGUGCAAAAUUAAUUUGCUCAUCCUUGGUUUAUUAAACCAUCUUUUUUUAUAURUUUAUAAAAUAUGCUAUUAUUUUGCCAAAUGUGUUUACCUGAUUUUCAUCAGAUAUUUGGCUUUUCUGUCAGUUAACUCGUUUGGCUCCCAAACCCUUUUUGAAUUGGACACUAAGCUAAUGACAAAAUUGUAGCAUCCACUAAUAUUAUGUCUCCUCUAACCUGUAAAAUACAAUUUAUUAAAUGAAUAUUCAUGAAUGAAUAGUGAUACUCAAAUUAGCAUAUAAAACGGAAUCCAUUGGUUAACUGGCCAUUAAUGGACUGUGAUGUGUGUGGGGGCAUAGAUGCAUGGGCUAAGCUCUUUUCUGUAUUCUGAACCCCUCAAGCCCAUACACUGUAAUGACCUCCCAGGCCUGUCUACUUGAUUGCAUGAGAGAGAUGACUGAUCUGUGCAUGUCUGGCGUGAAGCCAAACCUAAUUAUACCAGAUCUAUUGAUAUGUAAAAAUAGCUGCAAAUAUGGAGACUAUGCUGAACAAUGUGUUAUUUGGCUCGUUGUGCGUGUCUGUGUGCUUGUGCGUGCAAAAAUGUGUGCGCACCGCACCUGUGUGUCUGACAGCACGCUUUUGGGUGUGUGUGUUUCCCCAAUCUUUCUACACAAUGCUGUUCUCCCUUGGUAAAGUAUUGUUACUUUCACCCC